Molecule: messenger RNA, 2009 nt
Organism: Populus nigra (black poplar)
Lineage: Eukaryota; Viridiplantae; Streptophyta; Magnoliopsida; Malpighiales; Salicaceae
Product: proteinaceous RNase P 2-like
Exons: 6
Coding region: 92-1801 (569 amino acids)
Biological process (GO): tRNA 5'-leader removal
Molecular function (GO): protein binding; ribonuclease P activity
Source: RefSeq, a predicted model, not a curated record
AAAAUAGUCUAUACUCUAUAGGGUUUUCCAACGUCUAGGGUUUUUGAAUAAUAACAGUCCUCUCCUCGUCUUUGCUCUGAGAAUUCCAUCCAUGGCUAUGGCUUCCUCAUCCAACAAUAAGAAACCCAAAAAAAACCAAACCCCAGAAUCGCAAUUCAACUACAACCUCAAUUUUUAUUCAAAAUCCAAAGACUUACACUCUGCUAUUUCCCUCUACGACACGGCAAUAUCCCAAGACACUCGUCUCAAUCAAUACAGCUUCAACACUCUCCUUUACCUCUGUUCAGUAUCCCUCAAUGACCCAUCGACGAAAGAGUUGGCUUUACGAUGUGGGUUUCGAAUAUUUGAUCACAUGGUGUCCAAUGGGAUCAAACCCAAUGAAGCCUCAAUCACAGCUGUUGCUAGACUAGCUGCUGCUAAAGGAGAUGGUGAUUAUGCUUUUGACCUGGUUAAAAAUGUUGGGGCUUAUAAUGAAUUGCCAAGGUUGAGGACUUACGAUCCUGCAUUGUUUUGUUUCUGUGAGAAGUUGGAGGCUGAUAAGGCUUAUGAAGUGGAGGAGCAUAUGGGGAGUAUGAGGGUGGGUUUAGAAGAGGGGGAGAUUGCGGCAUUGUUGAAAGUUAGUGUAGAGAGUAUAAAUGAGAAGAGGGUUUAUGGGUAUUUGCAGAAAUUGAGGAAGAUGGUGAGGUGUGUGAGAGGAGAGACCGCGAAGGUCAUUGAGCAUUGGUUUGCGGUGUUUGAGGGUAGUGGGGUGGAAUUGGAUGUGGAUCUGGUGAGAGAGGCGGUUUCGAGGAAUGGGGGAGGGUGGCAUGGGCUGGGAUGGAUUGGGAAAGGGAAGUGGGUGCUGAAGAGAGGGAGUGUGGAUGUUGGUGGAAAGUGUUGUUGUUGCGGGGAGCAGCUGGUUUCUGUUGAUAUUGAUGAUGAUGAAACCGAGAGGUUUGCUGAAUCUGUUGCUGGAUUGGCUAUGGAAAGGGAGGUUAAGGCUAAUUUUAGCGAGUUUCAGAAUUGGCUAGAAGAACAUGCCGACUAUGAAGCAAUAGUAGAUGGAGCAAAUAUUGGACUUUAUCAGCAGAAUUUUGCAGAAGGCGGAUUUAGCAUUUCUCAGCUUGAUGCUGUUGUAAAAGACCUAUACAAUCAGAGUGGGAAAAAAUGGCCACUUAUUAUUAUGCACAAUAAGCGUCUUCGAGCACUCCUACAGAAUCCUUCCACUAGAGAGCUGAUUCAAGAGUGGAUAGAAAAGGAUGUUCUUUAUACAACGCCUCAAGGCUCCAAUGAUGAUUGGUAUUGGCUAUAUGCUGCUGUCAAACUUAGAUGCUUGCUAGUGACAAACGAUGAAAUGCGAGAUCACAUUUUUGAACUACUAGGAAGUGACUUCUUUAUCAAGUGGAAAGAAAGACAUCAAGUUCGAUAUACUUUUGUCAAAGGGAAGCUGGAACUUCAAAUGCCACCUCUGUUUUCAGUAGUCAUCCAGGAAUCAGAAAAUGGAUCGUGGCAUGUUCCUGUAGCAGGCAAUGGUAAUGAUUCUCCUCAAAGCUGGCUGUGCGUUUCCCGGCCAAGAGCUUGUGAUGCUCUUGAAGAAGAUUCGUGCAUGGAAGGGUCAAAAGACAGUAAUGAUAUUUGCUGCAAUAGUAAGUUACUGAGCUUUGGCAGACCAGAAAGUCUUACAAGUUGCAAAAAUAAACUCCAGAGCCAAGCUUCUUUUCAAGAAUCUGAUAAUAAAAUCACAGCACUGACGUGCAAAAGGAAAGAGAGGUCCCCAUCUCCUUCGUAUCUACAUGUUCCUUGUGACCAGCGCCAUCAGUAGAAUAAAUUGGCCCGUUGUAAGCUUAUAGAAAUUUUGCACUUGCCAUGCUAUUUGGAAAUUCCCAGUGCCCACCCACCCGGUGAAGUUAAUCUUUGGCUUGUAAUUUGUAACUAGUGCUGUACUGUACACUAACAACACAUGGAAAAGAACACUCUACAGAUACCAGCUCAUUUCAUUAAUGGAGAGCGCUAUCGGUCCGGUUCCUUUC